AUGAAAGAAAACAUGGCCCAGGAGAGCAGCGUACAGGAACAGGGAGUGACAUCCAGCACCAGUGACAGUGAAAGCAGUUCCAAAGGACAAGAGGAUGCUAUUUUGUCCUAUGAGCCAGUGACACGGCAAGAAAUCCACUACGCAAGGCCUGUCAUCAUCCUGGGCCCAGUGAAGGACGGAGUCAACGCUGACCUGAUCUCGGAGUUCCCGCAUAAAUUUGGACCCUGUGUACCACGUACUACCCGGCCUCGGCGUGAUAGUGAAGUGGAUGGACAAGACGACCACUCUGUGGUCUCCCGAGAACAGAUGGAGAAGGAUAUUCAGGACAACAAGUUCGUCGAGGCAGGCCAGUCCAACGAUCAUCUCUACGGGGCCAGCGUCCAGUCAGUGAGGGCACUUGCAGAGAGGGGCAAGCACUGCAUCUUAGAUGUUUCUGGCGACGCUAUCAAGAGGCUGCAGCAGUCACAACUUUACCCCAUUGCCACUUUCAUCACGCCCAAGUCCAUUGGAGCGCUUAUGGAAAUAAACCGACGGCAGACAUAUGAACAAGCAAAUAGGAUCUGUGACAAAGCCGUGAAACUGGAGCAGGAGUUUGGAGAACCCUUCACAGCCAUUGUACAGGGUGACUCACUGGAAGAGAUUUAUAACAAAAUCAAACAAAUCAUUGAGGACCAGUCUGGGCGCUACAUUUGGGUCCCAAUCCCCUGA
This is a messenger RNA of Kogia breviceps (pygmy sperm whale), 708 nucleotides long. Lineage: Eukaryota; Metazoa; Chordata; Mammalia; Artiodactyla; Physeteridae. The record is from RefSeq and is a predicted model, not a curated record.